UUCAUUCACUGCUGCUCCGAUUCUUCAACUCCCGUUAGGCAACAUCCUUACGCCCGUAGUGCUGUUAAAUGUUACAUUACGUUGUGGGCGUAAAGGCUCCUUGUAAUGGCGACCGUGCCGUUGAUGUGCCUAGGUUUGUGAAAAUGAAGCGGAGAAGAAGUUAUUUCUUAUAAGUAAAACGCCGAGGUUCCCGAGAGGAGGACUUUGCGUCUGUAACCGUCAUCUUCGUACGCGGUAAUCGUUGCUGUACUUUUCUACUUUUGUGCUCCCGAAAUGAUGAAGCUCAAGUCCAACCAAACCCGGACGUACGACGGGGAUGGCUACAAGAAACGGGCCGCCUGUCUGUGCUUCAGGAGUGAGUCAGAGGAGGAGGUGCUGUUAGUGAGCAGCAGUCGACAUCCUGAUAAGUGGAUCGUUCCUGGAGGGGGAAUGGAGCCUGAAGAGGAGCCUAAUGUUGCUGCAGCUCGAGAAGUGUGUGAAGAGGCCGGUGUGAAGGGGACCUUAGGUCGUUUAGUUGGAAUAUUUGAGAACAAGGAAAGGAAACACAGAACCUACGUGUAUGUCCUAAUUGUAACAGAAGUACUGGAAGACUGGGAGGACUUGGUCAACAUUGGGAGAAAAAGGGAAUGGUUUAAAAUAGACGAUGCCAUACAAGUGUUGCGGUGUCACAAGCCCGUGCAGGCCACCUACUUCGAGGCUCUCCAGGGGAGUUGCCUGACCAGUAAUGGAACACCACUGGUGACCACAAUAGACGGGGACCUCUCACCAACCUACAGCAUCAAUCAGAGCUCCGUCUCGGGUAUCAGAUAACUAAAACCACAACUCUGACUUCCCCCUGGAGCUUUUGCCACCACUUGCGCUCUUACUUGUCACCUCUCUCUCCUCUCCUCUUCUCUGUCCUCUACUGUUUUAUCUUUUUGUUUUUUUGUUUUUUUCAGUAACAUGGUUUGCCUUGCCGACUCCUUUGUGCCAGAAUUGUGGCACAGACUUGAUGACAAGUGUUGGGUGAAUAGUCUGAAACACUUUGUAAAUGUAAUUUUGAUCCCUGUUUUCUUCUUUUUACAAAAAAAUGCAUGAAAUAUCCCCUCAUUCCCUGUCCUUCAUGCACCCUUAGUGUGGUGUUAAAUGAAUGCAAGAACUACUUUUUACUGUUGUAAUGUAAAAGUGUAUGCAUAGUGCUUAAGCUGAUGGCUUUUGGUGGACUUUUUAAUGUCUUCUCCAUUAUUUCUGUUGUUUUCUGUGGCUGAAUGUGCCCAUAAGUGUACUCCCUCUCGUUGUAAGGUUAGGAAAUAGUGUCUGUAUCUGAAGCAAACAGAUUUGUGGGAAGCGUCUUGCAUGAGCCUCUGUUAUGUUGUCGCUCACGUGAGUGACCUGAUGCUGACUGUGCAACAGAUCAGAUUAGUAGCAAGGUCUUUGGCAUUUCUCCAUUUUCUCCUUACUGUAGUUAUUUAGUUUUAUUUUUUAAGCACAGCCCCAUUCGAUAGACUUUCAAGUGUCAACUGUGUUUCUCUUUAAUUUGGGAAGCUGGCCAAGCACUACAAGUUUCAGUCUCAAGCUGAGCGUAUACAGUACACUGUACAGAGUGCAAGAAUGUCAACAUAUAAUGUCAAAUGAAGCCCUCUUUCUCCUUGACUUCUUUUCCUUAUUUUAAUCCUUUUUUUCUGUUCUAAAAUACUCUUGUGACUACAAAGUCUUCCACCCUAAACUUAGAGGGUGAAAGACGUAUAUUUGAAGAAUCCUGCAUUUUCAGAAUUAAGCACAUAUCACUUAAGUUAUUAAAACCCGUGUCCAUGUUUUACUCCUCACAUUCAGUUUGGUUGAAAAACAGUUGUUUACAUUGUGUUCGUACCAUAGCACAUGACUUUAGAGGGCACUUUCAUUACAUACAUUAUUAUUUUUUUUAACCCUACUUCGAUUAGUAUUUAAUCUGCAUCCCCAAAAACACUCGGAACACCCGAUUGACGUUGAAAGUAAUGGAUCUGUAAUGCUGUCUUUGGCAAAGAUGCAGAACAAACAAGCCUUGUACAGUUUGAGAUCUUGUUUUUUAACUUGUAAAAUGCUUUUGGAUACUUUUUCUUUCUUUUUUUUUUUUGUUUCUCUCUGUCUGGCAAGUCUCUUUAGCCGAGCUGCGUCACGUGGCCGCGACACGUCAUGCGGCAGCAGGUUCAAUACUGUGAAACUGGAGGCGCUGUAGAUAGCAUGUAAGAGGUUUUUAUUGUAAAUUGUGUAUUUCUGUAUAGAUCAGUGGUGAGAGUACAAAUGACAAAACACCUCCUACACAUCUGUGAGUGCUAUGUGUCAUUUCAGCUGUGGCUGGAAAACUGAUAACAUUGGUCGGCUUUGGAGCUGUUGGGAUUUUUCCUUUUUGAGAUGGCAAACUGUACACCUGAGACUAAAGAACAAGGAAUGUGGUGGUGAGAUAAAUUAAAAAGCCUUUUAAAUUAUAAAAAAUAUACAUAAUGUCCCUUCAAAUUCUCAACUGUAAAGGUAUACCUGUUCAUUUUUGGUUAAAUUGUAAAAUAAAGAAUAAUUACCAGUGAAGUUUCCAAGCUACUGCUUGGUUGAGAGAUUAGAAAGUCUGUAGUCUUGAAUUUGGUUUACUUUUCCUGUAGAGGGUUUCUCUCAUUGGUCUGCCCUGAAAGCACAUUGUUAACAUUUGUUUAUGUCUAUGUUCAAAUCUAUUGUAAUACCCUUUUUCUGAGGUUAUUUUGGGGUACUGUAGAAAAUCUGCCUUAUAAUUGUCUGGCAUAUUAAUAAAUCUGUCCUGAUUAAAAGCCAAAAGGCCCAGACAGAUACGUUUAUUUGUAUUAACUGCAGCGAAAUUAAUGUAAAUUACAUAUGAGAACCAGAUCAAUGUGCUUUAUUGUUUUUAAAUACUAUUUGAAUAGCAAACUUUGAGCACCCUAUUUGGGGUAAAUCUGUGUAGUUUCAUUUUGAUCAUGAAUGCUUUCCUAUCAAAUGCUGCCAGCAUCUGUAAAAUCCACAAGUUCAUCUCUGAUUAAGGGAACAUUUAAUUAAAGCAAAAGGGUGUGCAUUUCAUCUAUAAAUAUGCCCAGGAAAUAGUAUAACUGAAAUCUGGUGUGAAACCCCUUGCAGAAAAUUGCAUUGAGAACUGAAAGCUACUUGAAAAAUGUCUUAGAAGGAGCAGGAUGGUGAAGAUUCAAAUGAUUUCCUCGUUGGUGUGUCGGGUUGGCAAUCUUCUACCUGAGACUUUGGACUGGGUUUACUGCUGUGCAUCUGCAGGGUGUGGUGGUUAAAGUCUUGCUUUACGAUUCCCCGCCUGGCAAUAGAUUUGUCUAUUAGACCAUUUAUGUAAAAGUGAUAUUAGGCGUUAAUGGGAAAACCUUUUUAAAGAAGUUACUUAGAUUAAUUGGCAAGGAUUUAAUUUGCUCUUCAGAGUGACAGGUGCUGUCAAAAUGAAUGUGAGGAGGAGUUCCACAGGUAGUAUCCAGCAAUGUAAUUAUUAAUUACCACUUGUUUCUAACCAUUGUUUUCCAUUACUUGAAUCAGUUGUCUGUGAUGAGCUAACGCCUUGUAUAAACAGGUAUAACACCGACCUGAAAACCAGAGGAAGCACUUUGGCUGUUUAAUUAGAACUAGCGUUGCUUUGUUGGAAAAACCUUGCUGAAGUCUUGAAAUACAGAACGAAUCUUAGAAAAAUAAAUGUUCACAUUGGUAAGGAUGGCAUAAUUAAUGCACCCCUUUUUCUGCCUAUGAAACUGGCUCUGUAGUAUGACUGACGCAAAAUAGAGGGCGUUGGUUACACAACUCGGUGUUCAAACAUCACUUCCUCCACCAAAUUUGGAAGUUAAUUUUGUUUGCUAUGCCAGUGAAAUGGCUCCAUCCUGUUGCCAUGGCAUAUGUAUUAAAAGCACAUCUCAACAGCUGAGGAUUGUAAACAUUUAGUUUUCUUUAUCAGCUGAAUGACCGCAAAAAUCUUUUCUACGCAAUUCAAGAACCCCCUAACCCCAAAUACACUUGCAACUGAAUUACAAACGUGUAAACUUCUAGCUGUGGCGCUCAGCCUGGAAGUUACAUACUUGUAAAUGUUUUAUUUUUGUGUCACUGGAAUAUAGUUUUCCUCUUUUGUCAUUUGGGACAGUGAAAUAAAACCAGAGCAAGACUGCAGAUUGUAAUAUAAAUGUGCCAACAAAUAAACACCAGUAUUUCA
Messenger RNA from Girardinichthys multiradiatus, 4171 nucleotides. It is a transcript of the gene nudt3b, whose product is annotated as nudix (nucleoside diphosphate linked moiety X)-type motif 3b. Gene Ontology annotation, biological process: adenosine 5'-(hexahydrogen pentaphosphate) catabolic process; diphosphoinositol polyphosphate metabolic process; diadenosine hexaphosphate catabolic process. The coding region runs from base 274 to 810 and encodes 178 amino acids. Gene Ontology annotation, cellular component: cytoplasm; nucleus. The record is from RefSeq and is a predicted model, not a curated record. The transcript is spliced from 5 exons. Lineage: Eukaryota; Metazoa; Chordata; Actinopteri; Cyprinodontiformes; Goodeidae. Gene Ontology annotation, molecular function: bis(5'-adenosyl)-pentaphosphatase activity; endopolyphosphatase activity; diphosphoinositol-polyphosphate diphosphatase activity.